AUGAGUCACGUGGCCGUAAAGGAAAUUAAUCUCCAGCACCAGCGCUGCAAGGAAGUAUUGAAAGAAAUCCUGGUCAUGAGGGAAAUGAGGAACCCCAAUAUUGUCACCUACCUAGAAAGCUACCUUGUCAAUGAGUUUGUCCUGCUGGUGUUGGAGUACAUGGAUGGAGGCUCUUUAGCAAAAGUGGUCAGCGAGAAAAGGAUGGCUGUAGGACACAUGGCAACUGUCUGUCAGGAGUGCCUGAAAGGCCUGGCUUUCCUUCAUGCCAACCAGGUGAUCCACAGAGACAUCAAAAGCGACAACAUCCUUCUGGGCCGGGAUGGCUCCGUCAAGUUGGCUGAUUUUGGCCUCUGUGCUCUGCUCACACCUGAGCAGAGUGAACGGAGGUCAAUGGUGGGGACAACUUGCUGGAUGGCACCCGAGGUGGUGAGAAAAGAGCCUUACGGUCCCAAAGUGGACACCUGGUCCCUUGGCAUCGUGGGAAUUGAAAUGGCCAAAGGAGAGCCUCCUUAUGUUUGGGAGACCAGUGACAGGACAAAAUCCCAUUCCCGCAGCUUGGAUGAGUUCCAAGAAGGUCCACUCCUAAAAAGGUCCCUGCGGCUCACAUCAGCUGUCAAGGUCGCCUCAGAGGUGGAAGGAGUCAAGUCUACGGUUCGAGGGAAGGAGGUGGCUGCAUUUGAGAGCAGGCGCCACUCCUCACGAGAGAGGGCCUUGCAAGUGGCAGCAGAGACAGCAGAGGAACCAGAGCUUGCGAGGAACCUGCUGAAGGAAGAGGUUCCUCUGGCGGUGCCAAAGGCUCAGCAGCACGUAUCGGAGCUGGAGAUCACCAGGAGCCGUCUGGAAGCCCAAGUGCGCACGGCCACACGGGCCCAGGAGGUGAUACUCGAGGAUGUGAAGGGCCUCCGUCAGGAGCUGCAAGCUGUAAGAUCUCUCAGCAAGCAGCAAUGUGAAGAAAUGGCUCAAGAGCUCCGCUGGGCAGAAGAGCAGUGCUGCAAGGCUCUCAGACACUGGCAAUCUGCUCAGAAAGAGGAAAAAAGGAAGCUCCAGCAAGAAAUGAAGCAAUGUCUGGAACGGCAGCGCUUGGAGGCGCAGGCGAUGCUGGAGGAACGGGAAAGCUUCCUGGCAGAGCUCGCCAGCACAACACUUACUGGGCCACUGAAGCACAGCUUUGCUGCCCUGGGCAUCAAAGCUAGUGCUUUGGCUGGUGGGCCAGCAAUCCUGUGA
Messenger RNA from Melozone crissalis (California towhee), 1224 nucleotides. RefSeq lists its product as uncharacterized. Gene Ontology annotation, cellular component: cytoplasm. Gene Ontology annotation, molecular function: ATP binding; protein serine/threonine kinase activity. The record is from RefSeq and is a predicted model, not a curated record. The coding region runs from base 1 to 1224 and encodes 407 amino acids. Lineage: Eukaryota; Metazoa; Chordata; Aves; Passeriformes; Passerellidae. The transcript has 12 exons. Gene Ontology annotation, biological process: protein phosphorylation; regulation of MAPK cascade; regulation of axonogenesis.